AGCAGCACCAUGUCGCUCUCAGUGCGCACCUCUGGGCAGUCCCGAAGGCUCUCCUCGCAGAGCAAGAUGGCAGGCAGACCUCAGAGAAUGUCUGCUGCCAGCCUUGCAAAUGGCUACGGGGGACGUACCUUUGGCUGUGGAGUUGGUUGUGAGGGAGGCUUAUCAGCUGCUGCUUCCAUGUUUGGCACUGGUUCCUUGGCAGGACCUGGCACCGGCUACUGGGGACCCCUGGGAGGUGGCUUUGGAGGGCUGGGAAUGGGAUUUGGUGGGUCAGGAGGUGGCUCUGCAUGUAUCCUCUCUGGCAAUGAUGGAGAGCUUCCUUAUGGAUCCGGAAAAGAAACCAUGUAAAAUCUGAAUGAUAGACUAGCUUCCUACCUGGGUAAGGUCCGAGCUCUAGAAGAGGCUAAUGCAGCGCUAGAAAGCAAAAUCCGAGAAUGGUGCGAACUGCAAAGGACUGGAGACUCCGGGUCACAGAGUGACUAUAGUAAAUAUAACCCAAUGAUUGAAGACCUCAAGAAUAAGAUCAUUUCUGCCAGCAUUGGAAAUGCCCAGAUCAUCCUGCAGAUUGACAAUGUGAGGCCGGCUGCCGAGGACUUCAGGCCGAAGUAUGAGAAUGAGCUGGCCCUGUGGCAGUUGGUGGAGGCCAAUAUCAAUGGCCUGCGCAGGGUGAGGGAUGAGCUGACUCUGACCAGAGCCAACCUGGAGGCACAGAUUGAGGACCUGACUAAGGAGCUGGUGUACUUGAAUAAGAACCAUGAGGAGCUUCAAAGUUUCCAGGCGGAUGGUCCAAGUGAGGUCAAUGUAGAGGUGGAUGCUGCCCCUGGAAUGGACCUCACUAGGGUCCUCAACAAAAUGAGGGCCCAGCACGAAGCUAUGGCUGACCAAAAUCGGAAAGAUGCAGAGGCCUGGUUCCUUGAAAAGAGUGGGGAACUCAGGACAGAGAUUAACAGCAACACCGAGCAGCUCCAGUUCAGCAAGAGCGAGGUCACCGACCUGAGGCGCACCAUGCAGAACCUGGAGAUCGAGCCCCAGUCCCAGCUCGCCCUGAAGUCUCUGGAGGACUCGUUGGCUGAAACCGAGGGCGGCUACUGCUGCCAGGUGUCCCAGGUGCAGCAGCUUAUCCGGAGCCUGGAGGAGAAGCUGCAACAGAUGCGUGCGGAUGCCGAGCGCCAGAACGCUAACCAUCACCUGCUGGACAUCAAGGUCAGCUUGGAGAUGGAGAUCGAGACCGAGACCUACCGCCACCUGCUGGAUGGGGAGACUCAAGGUGAUGGUUUUGAUGAUAGUUCAUCUGUAACAGUCUCCAAAUCGCAGGCACCACCAACUGAUUCCUCUAAAGAUCCAAAUAAAACCCGGAAAAUCAAGACAAUAGUACAGGAAGUGAUGAAUGGUGAGGUGGUAUCAUCCCAGGUUCAGGAAAUUGAAGAAAUGAUAUAA
This is a messenger RNA of Nannospalax galili (Upper Galilee mountains blind mole rat), 1437 nucleotides long. RefSeq names its product keratin 12 (gene Krt12). The record is from RefSeq and is a predicted model, not a curated record. Lineage: Eukaryota; Metazoa; Chordata; Mammalia; Rodentia; Spalacidae. Gene Ontology annotation, molecular function: structural molecule activity.